This is a messenger RNA of Melampsora larici-populina 98AG31, 1125 nucleotides long. RefSeq lists its product as uncharacterized. The record is from RefSeq and is a predicted model, not a curated record. Lineage: Eukaryota; Fungi; Basidiomycota; Pucciniomycetes; Pucciniales; Melampsoraceae. The transcript has 2 exons. Gene Ontology annotation, biological process: nuclear envelope organization. Gene Ontology annotation, cellular component: meiotic nuclear membrane microtubule tethering complex; nuclear envelope. Gene Ontology annotation, molecular function: protein-membrane adaptor activity. The coding region runs from base 1 to 1125 and encodes 374 amino acids.
AUGCCUCAAAAAUUGCGGCCCAACAAUGGCAACCCCCACAGUUUGGGUCGUAGGGCCGGAUUCCGAGUGAGGGAAGCUGUUCAUGAACUUUUGCGGCAUGCCCCCGCGGUUCAUGUUGUCUUAUUGAUCUUCCUGUCCAUAACAAUAUGUGGGCGAAUACACCUUCUUGAUCAACGUUUAAAAAAAGCCGAGGGCGAACUCUUCUACAUUCGAGUACACACAACAUCUCAACCUUGCACCAGCGUCUGGGCCUCCUCGGAGGGUUUCCAAUCCAAGCAGCGAGACGCGUCCAAUGAUCCAGAGACAGUGAAGAUAGCAGACAGUCACCAUCCCUCCAGCAUCAUACCAACAUUUGUGGAAAAUAAUUCUCACCACAAUGACGUAGCUUCUGAUGACAGGCUCCAAGAUGUACACUCGGAAAAAGAUAGCUUUCAGGCUUGGCCGGAAGACAUAAUAGGCGAUGUCGAGAAAGGCCUCCAAACAACCACGCAGGAAGAUUCGUACCAAGUGCAAACCGGGUUACCAACAAGCUAUAUGGCGCGAGAAGCUUUCAAGCAGUGCAUCAAGGAUCGGGAUGGUCUCAGAGACUUUGCUUUCAUGCACACCGGUGGAUAUGUGAUUCGAUCCUUAACUUCGGAAUCUCAUAUUCGCUCUAGUAAGACUUGGAGAAGCCAUCUUCCUUGGUCGAAAACGCCAGGCGCAUCCAUAAUGAAUUCGGAGACACCCGGAACUGCGCUGAGUGGCGAUGGUACAGCCGGUAACUGUUGGGCUUUCCGUGGAUCAGUAGGACAGCUUGGAAUAGGGCUCAGUAGUAAAAUCGAUAUCACCGCCUUAUCGAUUGAGCACAUCGGGGCGCAAUUAGCGCAAGAUGACAUCACAUCUGCACCGAGAGAAUUCAAACUUUGGGGAGUUAGUGAUGACGAGGAUACAGUAGCCGGCAAAACACCAUUGUUCAAAGGGGUAUACAGCAUCUCCAGCCCCAGUUCAACUUUACAAAUGUUUGAACUCAACAAAUCACAUAAGUUGCUCUUCAGCAAGGUAUUGUUUAAAGUCAUCUCGAACUAUGGUCAUCCCGUGUUUACUUGCCUUUAUCGUGUGAGAAUACAUGGCCAGCCAAUUUUUUGA